Molecule: messenger RNA, 1378 nt
Organism: Fukomys damarensis (Damara mole-rat)
Lineage: Eukaryota; Metazoa; Chordata; Mammalia; Rodentia; Bathyergidae
Gene: Lrrc61
Product: leucine rich repeat containing 61
Exons: 2
Coding region: 258-1037 (259 amino acids)
Biological process (GO): outer dynein arm assembly
Cellular component (GO): cytoplasm
Molecular function (GO): protein binding
Source: RefSeq, a predicted model, not a curated record
AGGUGACAUUAACAUGCCAGUUGCCUGAGAUCCUGGAUCCAUCUAUUGGGGCUAUUGAGGAUUAAAGACCCUGAAGCUGUGGCCCAAGGGACCUACAGGCCCUCCAGUCGGGUACCAGAACCAGGCCUCCCGGCACUGGCCUGAGGAUAACCUGAAGGUGCCUGUUUUGGGGGAGAGCAGUGGCUGACCCCUAAGGGCACCCACAUCCCUGUGACAGCCUUGCCAGGACCCAGGCCACCUCAACCAGCUGGUGUUACAUGGAGCCUCCAGGCGAGAAGCCAGGAGAGGCGGAUGGGCUGUGCAUCACACCCCAGAUGCUGAAGUCACGCACGGGUGAGUUUGCUCUGGAGUCCAUCCUGCUGCUGAAGCUCCAAGGCCUAGGGCUGGCAGACCUGGGCUGCUUGGGAGAGUGCCUGGGCCUCGAGUGGCUGGACCUGUCAGGCAAUGUGCUCACUCAGCUGGGCCCGCUGGCCUCCUUGCGUCAGCUGACAGUGCUCAAUGUGUCCAACAAUCGGCUGACUGGGCUGGAGCCGCUGGCUGCCUGUGAGAAUCUGCAGAGUCUCAACGCUGCGGGCAACCUGCUGGCCACCCCUAGCCAGCUACAGUGCCUGGCUGGGCUGCAGGGCCUCAAGCACCUGCGCCUCCAGGACCCUUUGGCCCGGCUCAGCAACCCCCUGUGUGCCAGCCCCUCCUACUGGGCCUCGGUCCGGGAGCUGCUGCCCGGCCUGAAAGUCAUCGAUGGGGAGCGUGUGAGUGGCCGUGGCAGUGAGCUCUACCAGCUUUGCCGAGACCUGGACAGCUCCCUGCGCCCAAGCUCCAGCCCUAGCCCCAGGGCCAUGGAGGCCCAGCCCUGGGUAGAGCCCGGUUACUGGGAGUCCUGGCCUUCCCGGAGCAGCUCAAUCCUGGAGGAGGCCUGCAGGCAGUUCCAGGACACGCUACAGGAGUGCCUUGACCUGGACUGCCAGGCCAGCGACAGCCUGGCCCAGGCUGAGCAGGCCCUUGGCCCUGAGGGCUCUGCCCCUUCCUUUGUCUUCUGAAUGUGCCCUGGUGCCUGUGAUGGCCUGACCGGUGGCCCCGAUGCCUGCACUUCUUUCCUUGCUUCUGUAUUCUGUCCUUCCCCUGACCUUGCAUGCUCAGGUAUGGGUUCAUCUGUCCCUGUCCUGAGAGGCCCCUCCCACCAGGACAGUCUCCCACCAUCCCUGCAUGUGGAGCAGGACACAGCUCUCAUGCAGCCCCUAGCAGGUUUAGGGUUCUCAUGGGCAGCUGGCACAUAUGCUGUGAGACAGGAAAGGGGUGCUGAGCCUGUGGCCAUAGCAGCUGCCUCUCCCGGCUGCCACAACCUGAGACUUGGUGCACAGUGUUACUUCCGCCUAAGGCU